Arvicanthis niloticus (Nile rat) is the source of this 1047-nucleotide messenger RNA. Lineage: Eukaryota; Metazoa; Chordata; Mammalia; Rodentia; Muridae. The record is from RefSeq and is a predicted model, not a curated record.
AUGGGUCUGCCAGAGUCUGAUCUGGAGCCUGGAGCAGAGGAUGGACAGGAGAUGGCAGCAGUGGGGGAUGCUCUAUGUAGUGAGCUGCAGCAGGCUCCCGAGAAGCAGCAGGACAAUAGGACCUGGCUGGUGACAGAGUUCGUGCUGGUGGGAUUCUCCAACCUCCCAGAACUGAGGCCCACUCUUUUCAUCUUGUUCCUCCUCACCUACCUGGUCACACUCAGUGGCAACGCCACCAUCAUCACCAUCAUCCAGGUGGAUCGCACUCUCCACACACCUAUGUACCGCUUCCUGGCCGUGCUCUCCUCCUCUGAGACCUGCUACACGCUGAUCACAAUCCCCAAUAUGCUGGCUCAUUUGCUGAUGGAGAGCCAGGCCAUCUCCAUCGCAGGCUGUCGGGCCCAGAUGUUCUUCUUCCUAGGCUUGGGUUGCAGCCAGUGUUUCCUCCUUACCCUGAUGGGUUAUGACAGGUAUGUGGCCAUCUGCCACCCCUUGCGCUACUCUGUGAUCAUGAGACCCACUGUUUGCCUGUGUUUGGGAGCCUUGGUUUUCUGCUCUGGUUUCUCAGUGGCCUUGAUUGAGACCUGCAUGAUCUUCUCCUCGCCCUUCUGUGGCACAGGCCGCGUGGAGCACUUCUUCUGUGACAUUGCCCCUGUGUUGAAGCUCAGCUGUGCUGAGAGCUCGCACAAGGGGCUUGGCAUCUUCUUCCUGAGCAUCCUCGUGGUGCUAUUCUCCUUCCUCCUCAUCCUCCUCUCGUACGCCUUCAUCGUGGCUGCCAUCCUGAGGAUCCCUUCUGUGGCGGGUCGGCACAAAGCUUUCUCCACCUGCGCGGCUCACCUCACGGUGGUCAUCGUGCAUUUUGGCUGUGCCUCCAUCAUCUACCUGAGGCCUGACUCUGGGGCAAACCCCUCCCAGGACCGCCUGGUGGCAGUGUUCUACACAGUGGUGACACCUCUGCUGAAUCCUGUGGUAUACACCCUGAGGAACAAGGAGGUGAGGGUAGCCCUGAGGAAGAACCUGGCGCGGGGCUGUGGAGGAUUUAAGUAA